GCCGUGGUAACGCGGCCGGCGGCGGGGACGGAGCGGCUCCUCCCUCCUCCGCCGCCAGGACCGGCCCGACCCGGGCCCGGCCAUGGGGUCCCCGGCGGCGGCGGCGGCGGCGGCGACGGCGGUGAGGCAGAUGUGGGCCCUGCUGGACGAGCUGGCCGACAGCCAUCCCCGCCGCUACCACCGCUUCGUCCAACGACAGCUGGCCCAAGCCCGCGGACUUGGCUCCCCGCCGCGCCCAAACCUCCGUCUGCGGGCCACCGUCCUGAAACCACGAGAAGAAACGUUAUUCAUCAACCUGUGCGGGUGGGACCGAGUCCCCGCUCCGAAGUCGGCCGCGGACCCGGUACCUCUGAGGGCCGGGGAGCUGGAGGAGGCCUCUGACCCAGCAGGUUCGCACCGGGAGGUGGUCGUGGCCUACAACGCGGACCUGCUGCGGGCCGCCGCCGAGGACCAGGCCGAGCUGGACCAGCUGAUCCGCCUGGCGAUGCGCUACGUGGAGGAGCGGUUCCAGCUGACCCUGGGCCCCUCCUACGGGCUGGUCCCCUUUCCAAAGUGGGGAAACCCCCAGAGGCUGGAAGAGAGUCUGAUGGGCAUCCAGGAGGGCGACACCCAGGCAACGGACACAGAACCUGAGCCCUGGCAGCUGCCGAACAGCGGGGUGAGCCCCAACCUCGAGCUCCUGCUGCCGCAGGGCAGGACCCCCACCCGGCGCGGGGGGCUGAUCGAGGAGAUCCCCGGCUCCGAGCUCCCCGCGGCGCCCCAGAUCCCGGCCUACGAACUGACGGUCGUCAAGGAUCAGGAUGGGAGAUCGGUCCGGAUCGACGUCAAAGUGGAACUGGCCCAAGUCAGCUCGGCGUCCGAGUGUGACCUCAGCGUGUCUGAGGAUGACCUGGUGGUCGAGGUCCCGGACAGAUACAGGCUCCAGGUGGACCUGCCCGAGCCCGUGGACAACGACGCCACCACUGCCACGUUCGUCCCCGAGAAAGCCACCUUGCUCAUCACCAUGCCCAUAGCUUAGGGUGUUUUACAACAGGCCGAGGCAGAGGCCACCUGGGAGCUGGGGCCCAACCACAGAGGAGGAGGAGGCAGCUGCAAGAAAGCACCCACCGCUCACGUUCAUUUUCAAGUCGUGAACAAUCCCAUAGGUUUAUUAAAAUGCUGCCAUUCAACAGAA
Messenger RNA from Ornithorhynchus anatinus (platypus), 1174 nucleotides. RefSeq names its product PIH1 domain containing 2 (gene PIH1D2). The transcript has 6 exons. NCBI's taxonomy places the organism in Eukaryota, Metazoa, Chordata, Mammalia, Monotremata, Ornithorhynchidae. The record is from RefSeq and is a predicted model, not a curated record. The coding region runs from base 83 to 1018 and encodes 311 amino acids. Gene Ontology annotation, cellular component: cytoplasm; R2TP complex; ribonucleoprotein complex. Gene Ontology annotation, biological process: rRNA processing; box C/D snoRNP assembly.